Messenger RNA from Triticum aestivum (bread wheat), 3712 nucleotides. RefSeq names its product probable serine/threonine-protein kinase DDB_G0267514. The transcript has 14 exons. Gene Ontology annotation, molecular function: ATP binding; protein serine/threonine kinase activity. The record is from RefSeq and is a predicted model, not a curated record. Gene Ontology annotation, biological process: protein phosphorylation; regulation of DNA-templated transcription. The coding region runs from base 372 to 2492 and encodes 706 amino acids. NCBI's taxonomy places the organism in Eukaryota, Viridiplantae, Streptophyta, Magnoliopsida, Poales, Poaceae.
UACAUCUACAUCCUAAUUAGUGUUUUAAAAAAGAGAUGAGUCCUGGCGCCGGCCGGAAGCUAGCUGAUUUGAAGGACGCGUACAGAGAGAGAGAGAGAGAGAGAGAGAGAGAGGAGGAGAAAGCGCGCGAAAGCAUGGCCGGGAAUGGGAGGAAAACUUGGAACGGAAGAGGAGAAUCUCAGCAAAGCGGAACAGUGAGGAGAGGUGUACAGCAGAGCUGCGCUUUGCCCACUGAUUAUGUCAGGCAUGAGCAAAGCCGUUUGGCCAGAUCUUCCCUUCCGAUCGACAUUUUUAAUCGGCGACAUGCCGACAUCUCGGAGUAAAAUGGCGGGCCAUUGCCGUUCCAUCCGUCAGUGGCAUCGGCGCCCGCCAUGGAGGCGGACGCGCUGCUGAAGAAGCUACGGGUGCUGGAGGAGGGGCACGCCGAGCUCAAGCGGGAGGUAGGCAGGCUCAUGCCGGCGGACCGUCCCCGCGGCGCGCAGUCCGCGGCCCGGCGCCGCGCGCGGCUCUCGUCGUCGUGGCAGGUCGCCGCCCGCGGCAGGUUGCCCGACAGGCACUGCAACUGGAUACUGCAGUCGCUGGGGCAGGCCGUGCACGUCAUUGCCCCCGACGGGAGGUUCCUGUACUGGAGCCGGUAUUCUGAGCAUAUGUUUGGCUAUUCUGCAUCAGAAGCAAUUGGCCGGAAUGCCGUUGAAUUAAUCGUUCAUCCCGCUGACUAUGAUGCAGCACAAAUUGUCAUCCAGAAAAUAUUUACGGGGAAGUGUUGGAGAGGGAAGUUUCCUGUUAAGAACAAGUCAGGUGAGAGGUUUCUUAUUUUAAUCCAUAACAGCCCUUUAUACGAUGAUGAUGGUAGCUUGGUGGGCCUCAUUGGUCUCUCGCUUGAUGUAUGGACAUUAGAGGAGAUAUUUAGUCCCUCAGGCUCAGCGAAAUCCUACCCAAGUACCAGAAAGUCCCAAUUUCAUGCUAACAACCGGCCUAAAAGUGAUUCACUAAACGAACGUUCUCUUCACUCACAGCAACCUGUUCGAUCUACUACCACCUCCAAGAUAGUAACUUUGGUUACCAGUGUGACAAGUAGAGUCCGUUCUCGGAUAAGGACAUGUCAGAAUGGCGAUAAACAAUAUGGUAGUGACUGUGAGGGCCAGUAUUCUGCACUUGAUCUCCAAGCCGAGUUGGCAAUAAGUGAAGAAAACACCCCUAGUGGGGAUGUAAUGCAUCGUGUCUUUGUUGACAAGUCGUGCAAAAGUAGUGAUGAUUCAGGAGAGGGAAAAGUAGGGUUUCACAAGAUAUUUAAUGCAAAGGCUGAGGCAUUAUUGGCGAAGAAGGGCAUAUGCCCUUGGAAAGGACAUGAAAUUGAUGGGGGUUCCGGAAAGAAUAACAUGAACUCAAUACAGUUGCAUGAUAAGCAAGAGAAUGACCAGAAUCAUCAGAGAGUUGCAGUUCUAGAGCCUUUCAUAAUUCCAGACUGCCAAAACAGCGAAUACACUUUGGCUAGCAAAUAUGAGGUCUCAGGUUCCUGGUGGGAUUUCAACAUAAACAGCAUGAGUAGCAUGAACAGCACUGGGAGUACUAACAGCAGCAGUAUUGAGACAGUAGAUUAUGAAGCAGACUGCUCAGAUUAUGAGAUUCUCUGGGAAGACCUAGUAAUCGGAGAACAAGUAGGUCAAGGUUGUUGCGGAACAGUGUAUCAUGCUCUGUGGCAUGGCUCGGACGUGGCAGCUAAAGUAUUCUCCAAGCAGGAAUAUUCAGAAGAAAUGAUAAAUACCUUCAGACAAGAGGUAUCAUUGAUGAAGAAACUACGACAUCCCAAUAUAAUACUUUUCAUGGGUGCAGUUCUGUCGCAGCAACGACUUUGUAUUGUUACUGAAUUUCUCCCACGCGGGAGUUUGUUCCGGUUGCUCCGAACUAACAUUGGCAAGAUGGAUCCAAGACGGAGAGUUAACAUGGCUAUAGACAUUGCAAGGGGCAUGAACUAUCUUCACAAUUCCAUUCCCACUGUUGUGCACCGUGAUUUGAAAUCGCCAAACCUGCUGGUUGAUAAGAAUUGGACUGUAAAGGUUGCAGACUUUGGUCUUUCACGUCUGAAACUCGAAACAUUUCUGACAACAAAAACUGGAAAAGGAACACCGCAGUGGAUGGCUCCAGAGGUGCUACGGAGUGAACCUUCAAAUGAAAAGUCUGAUGUAUUCAGUUAUGGAGUAGUCCUGUGGGAGCUUGUUACUCAGAAGAUUCCCUGGGAUACUCACAAUACAAUGCAGGUCAUCGGAGCCGUAGGUUUCAUGGAUCACAGACUGGAAAUUCCAAGGGAUGUGGAUCCUCAGUGGGCAUCGAUGAUCCAGAGUUGUUGGGACAGUGACCCACAACGCCGCCCUUCGUUCCAAGAACUCCUUGAGAGGCUCCGGGAGCUGCAAAAGCAGUACAACGUUCAGGCGCAGACACAGCGGAAAGAAGCUGGGAAAGUUGCUGGAAGUAUGAGCGUCAAAGAUAGCUAGCUUCAUGUCUUUAAAGUGAUGGAUUAUGCAUAUGCAGCCCUGGGGUUGAUUUAUCCGCUCGAGCUCAGAAGGGUCCCAGGAUGUUUUCCAUGUUGCUUCCAAGAGGAACGGCCAGAGAGUUGGUGCAUGGCUUCUUAAAUUGCAACCUUGAAGCUUUGGAACAGGGUUUGUCUUACGGAAGGAGGGUAGAGGACGCUGGCGACAUGACAUAGACUUCUCGUCGUUUCAGGGCUAGCCUGAAUUUUCAGAACCUGGGAUAGGUGUUCAGAUACGAUUGGCCCAACAGCUCAAUCAUUAUACAUGUGGAAUGUGUGUUACCGUAUUUUAUUGAUGCAUGGUUUAAUUUUAAGCGAAAUUUGUAUUUUCCAAACGUUCUGAUUUUGUUAUUAGAUCCGAAUGAAGUGGGUCCCGUCCAAUUUGGAUGGUACGCACAGGGUUCCCCGUGCGAUAAGUCAAACCACGAUGGCCCCGCGCGUUCAUAGCCGGUUACGUAAUGUGUGUAUGGCAAGUGGGCCCGUGCCGGUUUCUUCUCCAAUCGUCGCGGCCUCUCGCACACGAUCCCCUCUCCUCUUCUCCCCCAACUGCGCGCGUUGAUUCUGCAAUGGCUCCCACUUCGCCCCACUCCGCCACUCCUUCGUUUCUGGCUCCCCCAUCUCUUCCCCCUUAGGUGAAUCGAGGCGGAAUCGCGGGCAACUCUGCUUCUUCCACGGCGAAUCGAGGCAGGGGCCGCGGUUGCUUCUGUGGCAGUCGGCGACCCAAUUCCUGCCGGGUGUGCUCUUUAUUUGCUCUUAAUGAUGGGGAGUUCAGAAGUUACCUAUGAAGAUAUUUUCCGGAGUGGACAUCCCCGCCGCCAGCAUCGUUGGAGUACGCCAUGGACCAAUAGGGCGUGUCACCAACGUUCAAUACAAGACAAAAUCGAACGGACGCAUAUCCUUCUAUGAGUCCGGCUGGCAGGAGUUCUUGACGGGAAAGAGAGAAUUAAGGCUAGACACCCUUGUGAUAAGCACCAUAAGGAAGAGCAGCCGCAACGACUUUCAGAUGAUGGUUGCCGUCGACCAUGUUUAGAAAUAUGGUUUAAGUCAUGAAUAUAUCAACAGCUGAAGUGUUAGUUAAUUAGUAUGUUAAUAUGGAUGUGAUCGAUACAUUGAUAUUUGUUUCUUGAGUCGAACAAAUUUGAAGUGUUACUUAAUUAUUUAGUCAUUUGUUUCCAAAAUGAUUCA